Messenger RNA from Cannabis sativa, 3868 nucleotides. RefSeq names its product putative multidrug resistance protein. Gene Ontology annotation, biological process: transmembrane transport. The record is from RefSeq and is a predicted model, not a curated record. The transcript has 7 exons. NCBI's taxonomy places the organism in Eukaryota, Viridiplantae, Streptophyta, Magnoliopsida, Rosales, Cannabaceae. Bases 1 to 3756 code for a protein of 1251 amino acids. Gene Ontology annotation, cellular component: membrane. Gene Ontology annotation, molecular function: ATP hydrolysis activity; ABC-type transporter activity; ATP binding.
AUGGGAAUGAAGGAUGGUAUGUUUAGGUAUGCAGAUUGGGUGGACAAGUGGUUGAUGUUCUUUGGGAUUUUGGGUAGCUUGGGUGAUGGGUUACAGAACCCUCUCAUGAUGUACAUUCUUAGCGAUGUUAUCAAUUCAUAUGGAUCUUCUAAUAGCUCUCUAUCCAAUGAUGAUGUAAACAAGUUUGCACUUAAACUUUUGUAUGCUGCAAUUGGAGUUGGAGCUGCUGCAUUUGUUGAAGGAGUUUGUUGGUCAAGAACUGCUGAGAGGCAGACUUCUAAGAUGAGAAGAAAGUAUCUGAAAUCUGUUCUCAGACAAGAAGUCGGUUUCUUUGACACGCAGAUAGCUGGUUCUUCCAUGACUUCUCAAGUGGUGUCCGUUAUCUCCUCUGAUGCUAAUGCAGUCCAAGCUGCGUUGUGCGAAAAGAUUCCUAACUGUUUGGCUUACAUGUCAACCUUUCUUUUCUGCCACAUAUUUGCCUUUGUAUUGUCAUGGAGACUCACAUUAGCAGCAAUACCUCUUUCGAUUAUGUUCAUAGCUCCAGGUCUCUUUUUUGGGAGUGUCAUGAUGGGGUAUGUCAUGAAAUCAAUUGAAGCUUAUGGAGUUGCUGGUGGUAUAGCUGAACAAUCACUUUCCUCUAUAAGAACGGUAUAUUCUUAUGUAGGAGAGAUCAAAACACUAAGUAGAUUCAGCAUUGCACUUCAGAAGGUUCAGGAACUUGGAAUAAAACUUGGUCUCACAAAGGGGCUGAUGUUGGGGACCAUGGGAGUCAUUUACAUAGGCUGGGGUUUCCAAGCCUGGGUUGGAACUUAUUUGAUUACUCAAAAAGGAGAAGAGGGUGGCCAUGUUUUCGUAGCUGGAUUCAAUGUUCUUAUGGGAGGCCUGAGUAUAUUGAGUGCACUCCCAAAUUUAACUGCCAUCACAGAAGCAUUAGCCGCAACUACUCGUAUUCAUGAAAUGAUCAAUCGAGUUCCAGCUAUAGACUCUGAAGAUAGAAAAGGGAAGGCUUUAUCACAUGUGAAAGGAGAAAUAGAAUUUAAAGAAAUUUACUUUAGUUACCCAUCAAGACCAGAUACACCGGUCUUACAAGGUUUAACUCUGCAUGUUCCAGCAGGUAAGAGGGUAGGUCUUGUUGGAGGCAGUGGUUCUGGCAAGUCUACCAUCAUUGCGUUGCUUGAAAGGUUUUAUGAUCCCACAAAUGGAGAAAUACUCUUGGACGGAUACAGAAUAAGUAGACUUCAGCUGAAAUGGCUGAGGUCACAAAUUGGUUUAGUUAACCAGGAACCAGUUCUUUUUGCAACAUCUAUACAAGAGAAUAUAAGUUUGGGCAAAGAAGGUGCCACUAUGGAACAAGUAAUUAUUGCUGCUAAAGUUGCAAAUGCACACGAUUUCAUCGUCAAGUUGUCAGAUGGAUAUGAGACUCAAGUUGGUCAAUUUGGAUUCCAAAUGUCAGGUGGGCAAAAGCAACGCAUUGCCAUCGCAAGAGCCCUAUUGAGGGAUCCAAAGAUUCUGCUUCUUGAUGAAGCCACUAGUGCAUUGGAUGCACAAUCUGAAAGAGUUGUGCAGGAAGCAAUUGAUCAAGCAUCAAAAGGAAGAACCACAAUCACAAUAGCCCAUCGCCUAUCAACAAUUCAAACAGCAAAUACUAUCUUUGUUCUUGAAGCAGGUAAAGUAAUUGAAUCGGGUACACACAAUGAUCUGAUGCAACGAAAUGGGGGACAAGGAAGUGAAUACUCAAAGAUGGUAAACUUGCAGCAAUUGACAGCACAAAAUGAUUCGAGUACAGAAAUAGAUGAAACGCCUCGACGCGGGAAGAAUGUCACCCCAAGCCCACAUAGAACUCCUUACAGUGUUAGAUCAAGUGCUCCAGGCACUCCAACAUUAUUUCCUUUUAGCACAACAAUGUCUGCCUCCAUGGGAACCCCCUACUCUUACUCUGUCCAAUAUGAUGUUGGUGAGGAAAGCGAGGAAGAAUAUUCGAAGUAUUCAUCCCAGAAUCUUUCUCAAAUGCGUUUACUGAAAAUGAAUGCACCUGAGUGGGUACCAACCAUACUUGGAUGCUUAGGGGCAAUUGGUUCUGGCGCAGUACAACCUAUUAAUGCUUACUUUGUUGGAUCUCUUAUAUCAAUCUACUUUCUUAAAGAUGAAUCUGAAAUGAAGUCCAAAUCCAGAGAAGUAUCUCUCAUUUUUAUAGGUAUUGGUGUUUUUAACUUCUUCACCAACAUCCUCCAACACUACAAUUUCUCUGUUAUGGGAGAAAAAUUAACUAAAAGAGUAAGGGAGAAACUACUUGAAAAGUUAAUGACGUUUGAGAUUGGGUGGUUUGAUGAGGAUGAGAAUACAAGUGCUGCGAUCUGUGCAAGGUUAGCUACUGAGGCUAACAUGGUACGAUCCUUGGUCGGAGACAGGAUAUCAUUGCUUGUCCAGGCAAUUUUCGGAUCUGUCUUUGCUUAUGGGCUUGGACUAGCCCUCACAUGGAGGCUAACACUUGUGAUGAUAGCAGUGCAACCAAUAGUUGUGGGGAGCUUUUAUGCAAGAAGUGUCUUAAUGAAGAGUAUGGCUGGAAAGGCUCGAAAAGCUCAGAAGGAAGGAAGCCAGCUAGCAAGUGAAGCUGUCAUCAACCAUAGGACUAUCACUGCCUUCUCUUCUCAGAAGAAAAUGCUUGCACUCUUCAGUGCAACCUUGAAUGGUCCUAAGAAGGAAAGUAUCAAGCAAUCAUAUGUUUCAGGAUUUGGCUUGUUUAGCUCCCAAUUCUUUAGCACAGCUGCUACGGCUUUGGCUUAUUGGUAUGGUGGGAGGCUACUGGUUCAAGGCCUGAUAACAGCAAAGCACCUUUUUCAAGCAUUUUUGAUAUUGCUUUUCACUGCUUACAUCAUUGCAGAAGCUGGGAGUAUGACAUCAGACAUAUCUAAAGGAGGCAUUGCCAUCCAUUCAGUUCUUCAAAUUUUAGACAGAAAAAGUGAAAUUGACCCGGAAAGCAAAUGGGGGAUUGACUUAAAGAAAAAGGUAAAAGGUCGCGUGGAGUUAAAAAAUGUAUUCUUUUCAUACCCAACAAGGCCUAACCAAAUGAUCCUUAAGGGGCUAAGCCUUAUUAUUAAAGAGGGCAUAACAGUGGCGCUAGUAGGUGAGAGUGGUUCUGGAAAAUCUACAAUCAUCGGGCUUAUCGAAAGGUUUUAUGAUCCUAUGAAGGGAUCAAUACACAUCGAUGAACAAGACAUUAAGAACUAUAAUGUAAGAACUUUAAGAUCCCAUAUUGCACUUGUUAGCCAGGAGCCAACUCUUUUUGCUGGAACAAUUCGCGAAAACAUUACCUAUGGGACAGACGAAGCUUCAGAAUCUGAGAUAAGGAAGGCUUCAAGACAUGCCAAUGCUCAUGAGUUCAUAAGUGGACUUAAAGAUGGGUAUGAUACUUACUGCGGAGAAAGAGGAGUGCAGCUGUCAGGUGGUCAAAAGCAAAGGAUUGCUCUAGCCCGUGCGAUUUUGAAGAACCCGUCAAUCCUCCUACUAGAUGAGGCGACAAGUGCCCUUGACAGCAUUUCUGAAAAUUUAGUUCAAGAAGCACUUGAGAAGAUGAUGGUUGGAAGAACAUGCAUAGUCAUAGCUCACCGACUAUCUACCAUACAAAAGUCAACCUCAAUUGCAGUUAUCAAGCAUGGAAGAGUUGCAGAACAAGGUUCACACAAUGAAUUGAUUUCUUUAGGACGUAAUGGGGCUUACUGUUCCCUGAUCAAACUACAAAAUAGAGCUUUACCAUAGUAAACCGGGAGUGGCAAAAAAUUAUGGAAGUUUCUUAUAAUGCACAACCUUAAUUAUCAUGCAUGCCUCCUAUGAAUAUGAGACGACUCUAGAUAGGUUUUUAUAAUUAAUA